GCAAAAAGCACACAUUAUUUCCAUUUCAAACUCUGCUCUCUACAAAUAGCAACGCUACUCGGUAUCUUUAGGCUUUAGCCUCCGCCCAAUUAUUUUCCCUCAUUUUCCCGAGAAACAAAAGCGGUUUUCGGAGCUGCAUUGCUUGGCUCCAACCCUCGCUUGAAGUUGAUAAAGAUCGUUCGUUCCAAAACCCUCCCCUGCCUGCUCUAUCUCCAUAAUGGGUGCCGGGAGAAAGACUCAGACUUUCACUUUGCAAGGAAAGACUCAACCUCAAUGGACCUCUAACAGCAGCUCAAAUUGGAGGAAUCUGAAAAAGCAGGAUCUUGGGGGUGUCAUAUUUGGUUGUAAGCACAGCACUAUCAAAGAAUGCUAUUCCAAACAGUUGUUUGGACUACCCCCUCCGCAUUUCUCGUAUGUAAAGAACAUUUCUCCUGGUCUACCACUGUUUUUAUUCAAUUAUAGUGAUAGGAAGCUUCAUGGCAUCUUUGAGGCUGCAAGUGCUGGAAAGUUGAAUAUUGAUCCAUAUGGUUGGACUGCAGAUAGGUCCGACUAUUCUCCAUAUGCUGCGCAAGUGAGGAUUCAAAUCCGGAAGCCGUGCCGGCCCUUGCCGGAAGAUCAGUUUGGACCAAUAAUUACUGAAAACUACUAUGAGUCCAAACAUUUUUAUUUUGAACUUGACAGGGUUCAAGCGGAGAAACUAAUCUCCUUGUUUUCAUCUUUUCCAACUGCUAGCACUCCCUUUCCUAUGAAUGCAAAGAGGAGAAGCACACCGUCCAAAGCUUCAUCUAGGUCUAAAACAAGUCAGGAAGGAGACAUUAUUGAAUCGAAUACUUGGAAUAGUUCUUAUCCUAAUCAGGGUAACACAGAAUGUGGCUCCUCUGGAGAUGGUCGUCCAGGUUUAGGCGCAGAAAGUCAGAUGACAGGAAUGGUAUCUAAGGAUUGGGAAGUAGAAAAAGAUAAACAUGACGGCAGAAGCUUGGAAACUUUGCGUGUUGGACGCUCUAACUCUGCUGUAGUGAGAAAUAUUGAUGCUUCUGCUGGAAAUCCAAGUCACUCCAAUAUGGGAUUUUGUAAUGCUACAGAUUUGGCGUGUGAUAGCAGAUUGUUGGAAGUUGGGAACGAGGAAGAAUCAGGUGGAGAAAGCUGGGGUUUGGAAGCUUCAUAUCAUAAGGAAGCAGCUCAAAAUUGUCAAAUGCAGGCUGUAGGAGAGACACAAAGUCAUGAUCAUCCUUACUGUCCUACUGUACAAACCCAAAAUAUCAAGUUGUCAGUUCCGGAAUCAAGAAACGUUUCUGACUCAGGUCAAUCUGAUUGGGGAUGGGAAUCUCCUCGUUUUGACUCUAGUUUUGACGGAAAUAUAAAAUUUCUAGAAGAUCUUGUUGAUGAUUCGCAAACAAGUCAAGAACACAUGGACCUGGGACUGAAUAGUGAUAUCCCAAACUCUUUUAUCAUGACAAAAGAAACUACCACUUUUACUCUUUGCCCUCAGAAUCAAGGUAGAGAAUAUACAACGGAAGCUCCAGAGUUGAACUCGUCUUAUCAAAAGAUUGCAAAAACACAGUGGAGUGUUUCAUGUGUUGCACCUCAUUUGGACAAUGAAAGCCCCUCUUCGGAAGCUGUUGCAGAAGAGGACACAAAUGAUGUGAUAGACGAGGAACACAUAGACUUCCAAUCCAAUGGUGAAUAUACCUCAUUUCCUGCUGCGAUAACUGUAUCAAACAAUCAUCUUUGGGACGAGGCUGGGGUAACUGGGAUGAUGUCAAAUGGUCCUCGCUCUCCAGAAACAGCAAACAUCUCGGAGAUGGUGUCUUCUAUUGUGGCCAAGUUACUUGAUGAGGUCAAAGAGCUGAGAUCAUCUCAUCUAGCACAAGUCCAGAAAAUCAGUUUGUUGGAGCAUGAUAUGGUCAAAUCAAGAUUAGAGAUUCAACUCUUAAAAGAUAGAUGCAAGAAAUUGGAAUCCCGAUCAUCAGAAAAAACUGGAAAUGUCAAAGAAAAAGUGCUCGAACCAUUUAUUGAUCCCCGACAGGAACUUGAAGAGUCAAUACUUUUAGUAGGAGGAUUUGAUGGUUCUUCAUGGUUAUCAGCUUUGGAUUGUUAUCAUCCUUCUCUUGAUCAUAUGGAAUCCUUUAGUCCUAUGAGCCUUGUACGUUCACAUGCCUCUGCAGCAAAGUUAAAUGGUGAAGUCUACGUUUUUGGCGGUGUAUACGAAAAUUUGUGGUAUGAUGAAGUUGAAUCGUAUAACCCGGUGAGGAACACGUGGACUAGGCGUCCUUCACUGAAUCAAAGGAAGGGAGGCUUAGCGGGUGUUUCUUUCAAUGACACAAUUUAUGCAAUUGGUGGUGGAAAUGGUGCUGAAUGCUUUUCUGAGGUGGAAAUAUAUCAUUUGGGUAUUGGAAGGUGGAUCCCCACUCAAUCAAUGCUACAUAAGAGAUUUUCCCCAGCUGCUGCGGAAAUCAACAGGGCGAUCUAUGUUGUUGGAGGAUAUGAUGGAAAGAACUAUCUGAAUUCAAUGGAGAGAUUUGAUCCUCGAGAAUGCUCAUGGACGAGACUUGGGAGCAUGUCAACAAGGAGGGGUUGUCAUUCCCUGGCCGUUCUCAAUGACAAAUUAUUUGCUAUGGGCGGUUAUGAUGGUGGUAAAAUAGUGUCAACGGUUGAGGUGUUUGAUCCUCGUAAAGGUUCAUGGAUGAUGGGGGACUCUAUGAACAGUUGCCGGGGAUACUCUCCUGCUGUUGUAUUUGGAGAUGCAAUUUAUGCCAUUGGUGGCUUGAAGAAGGGUGAUGAAAUUUUGGACACGGUGGAAUGCUACAAGGAAGGCCUUGGAUGGCAAGUUACAAAUUUGAAAGCCAUAGGAAAAAGGUGCUUCUUCUCUGCCAUUGUCUUGUAAUGUAAGAUCGGAAAUUAAAAGGUUAAAAAGAGGCGGCGUUGCCCAACUCUUCUUGAUAAGACUAUAUGGUAAUUAUCAUUAUAGGUCCUUUUUCACUUCAGGUUUCGAUUAAACUCUUCUAACGAAACACAAAAACUAGAAAAAAAAAAAAAAAAGUAAAAAUCGGCACAUGAAAAACGUACAUUACAUUAUAUGAGUACGUAAACAACUGGCAACCAAGUUAAUUACUUUCGCUUAAGUAAUGGAAAAAGUAGUAAUUUUAU
Messenger RNA from Morus notabilis, 3147 nucleotides. RefSeq lists its product as uncharacterized. The transcript is spliced from 11 exons. The record is from RefSeq and is a predicted model, not a curated record. The coding region runs from base 218 to 2884 and encodes 888 amino acids. Lineage: Eukaryota; Viridiplantae; Streptophyta; Magnoliopsida; Rosales; Moraceae. Gene Ontology annotation, biological process: response to endoplasmic reticulum stress. Gene Ontology annotation, molecular function: protein binding.